Dovyalis caffra is the source of this 273-nucleotide messenger RNA. Lineage: Eukaryota; Viridiplantae; Streptophyta; Magnoliopsida; Malpighiales; Salicaceae. The record is from the annotation of a GenBank genome assembly.
AUGGACAACAAGGAAGUAAUUAUCUCUUUUAAGAAAAGCAAGAUUGCUAAGAAAAAAUCAUGCACGAGCAAUCAUCCAUUGAGCCAGCAUCAAAGAAUAUACAAAGUGUGUGAGAAAGAAGGUUUUGAGUGGAAAUUAGCACGUGAAAUUCACCAUAAGAAUGCAACUCUAGAGACAGCAUACCUUUUUAGUUACGCCCUCGGUGGUCAAAAGGUCAUAAAAUUUGUGAUCAGCAUUCCAUUAUCUACCUGCAAACCACAAAGCAUGAAAUGA